Messenger RNA from Penicillium roqueforti, 849 nucleotides. RefSeq lists its product as uncharacterized. The coding region runs from base 1 to 849 and encodes 282 amino acids. NCBI's taxonomy places the organism in Eukaryota, Fungi, Ascomycota, Eurotiomycetes, Eurotiales, Aspergillaceae. The record is from RefSeq and is a predicted model, not a curated record. Gene Ontology annotation, cellular component: mitochondrion. The transcript has 2 exons.
AUGCAACAAGAAGCUCAAUCAAAUGAAGCUCGCUGGGGCAAUCCUUUGCUAGGACAGCUAGCAGGCGAUCUCGCCGCGGCAGCAGCCUCGGCGUCCUUAGUGACACCCGCGGUCGCAAUUAUCGAUAGAGCGCUUGUCGAGCAAGCUGCCUUCAAACAACCCAUUCUCCGCGGACUUCAUCGGCAUGCGCUCGCGGCCCUCCGACGGCCGGGUCUGUUUGUUUUCCAACGGCCAUUCGGUAUUGUCUGGGCCCUCUAUGCGGCAACCUAUUCCGUCGCAAAUGUGACCGACACAAUCAGUCACAAGCUUGAGAUAACCGCCGCGGGGACGAUCACAUUUGCCACGACGAUGAUGGCCAAUGUGCCGCUAGCGCUGUGGAAGGACAUCCGAUUUGCGCAGGAAUACGGAACCGGCAGGGGUCCCGAUGCCAAGACAUUGACAACAAACACUCCAAUCUCUGUACUCCAGAACAAAUCUUUGGCACGAACUGCAGCUGCUAUCUUCCUCGCACGAGACGGUGUGACUAUCUUUGGGUCAUUUACUUUGGCCCCGUGGUUGUCGGAUGCCAUCCCCGACCGCUUGAUGACUCAUCCCAACGCAAAGCCGAUCAUCACCCAGUUGACCGUGCCCGUCUUAACUCAGCUGGUUGCUACUCCGUUACAUUUAUUGGCAUUAGAUAUGUACACACGGCAAUAUACUAUGCCCUUCCUAAAAAGGGUAAAGCACUCGCAGCGAUAUCUGCCCUCGUCAACUUUGUUGCGUUGUGUCCGUAUCAUUCCUGCGUUUGGAAUUGGGUGCUUGACGAAUAUAGAGUUGCGAUCUGCUCUUCAUGCCAAAGUCUCGGGUUGA